CACGAUUGAUCAUGAUUCAAGGUGGUUUGGUGUCAGCUUUAUCCACAGUGUCUUCACUCUUUCAUUUUCUUUAUGUAAGGAUUAAUUGGUGGGUGGUUCUUCACUUCACAGUGAGAUCGACAAGAGCAACCAUGAAAGUGCAACAAGUUCUUCACAUGAUAGGAGGAGAAGGAGAAAUGAGCUAUGCCAAUAACUCAACAUUACAAGUUUCUCUCUCUCUCUCUCUCUAUAAAUGUUCUAAUCUUUUAUUUUUUUUUACAGGGUACAGCAGUAUCAAAUGCAAAACAUGUAAUAAGGGAUGGCAUACAAGAUGUCUAUUGUACCAAUUUUCCUCCAUGUCUGGCAAUUGCAGACUUGGGUUGUUCUUCAGGACCCAAUUCAUUGCUUCUGAUCUCAGAGAUUGUAAACAUUCUUGACGAUAUAUGCCACCGGUUGGAUCACCCAUUGCCUGAACUUCAAGUGUUCUUAAAUGAUCUACCGGGAAAUGACUUCAACACCCUCUUUGCGUCUCUGCCCAAGUUCUAUGAGAAACUCAAGAAAGAGAAGGGUGAUCACUUCAAGUGUUACAUCACGGCAACACCUGGGUCUUUCUAUGGGAGGCUCUUUCCAAGCAAUGUUCUACACUUUGCCCAUUCUUCUUAUACUCUUCAUUGGCUUUCUCAGGUUCCUCGGGGGCUUGAGGGUGUAACAGGUAUUUCCUUGAAUAAGGGGAACAUUUACAUUGGGGAAUCAACCCCUCCAGACGUGAUCGAUGCUUACGUCAAUCAAUUUCAGAUGGACUUCACAGUAUUUCUCAAGUCGCGUUCAGAGGAACUUGUUCCUGGAGGUCAUAUGGUCCUGAACAUUGUAGGAAGAAGAAGCUGUAAUCAAUGGAAGAAAGAAGUUUUCAAACUCUGGGAAUUGUUGUCUAUGGCACUAAGAGAGAUGGUCUCAGAGGGGCUUGUUGAAGAGGCCAAACUGGAUUGUUUUAAUCUCCCUUACUAUACACCUUCUGCCCAAGAAAUAAGAGACACCAUUCAAAUGGAAGGAUCGUUCAGGAUUGAUUCACUAGAAACUUUUGAAAUCAGCUGGGACCCAGAUGACAUGGAAGAAGAUGAUGGAGAGGACAAAGAUUUUGUGAUUGAUACAUUCAGAAGCGCGCAGAACGUGACCAAGUGGAUGAGAGCCAUAGCAGAACCAAUACUCAUGAGUCACUUCAGAGAGGUAACGAUGGAUGAAUUGUUUCAGAGAUAUACCAACAAGGUUGCAGAGCACUUAGGAAGGGAGAAAGGCAAGUUUGUUACUGUAGUCGUUUCAUUGGCAAAUAUUAAGUAGUGAAUAAACAUGAUCAUCAAAAUGUAGAUUGUGCCUUAAGCAGCAACUGUCAUAGCCUGGAAUGGAUUACCGAGUUAAAAUAAUUUCAACCAAACCAAACUCAGUCCCAUUCAAAAUUUUACAAAUGCUCAACCCAACCUAUCACUUGAUUCGAGGGGUGAAAAUGUA
Nelumbo nucifera (sacred lotus) is the source of this 1482-nucleotide messenger RNA. RefSeq names its product S-adenosyl-methionine 4-1-methyl-2-pyrrolidinyl-3-oxobutanic acid methyltransferase-like. Gene Ontology annotation, molecular function: methyltransferase activity. The record is from RefSeq and is a predicted model, not a curated record. NCBI's taxonomy places the organism in Eukaryota, Viridiplantae, Streptophyta, Magnoliopsida, Proteales, Nelumbonaceae.